GGCUUAAUAACUCGGACUAGAAGAACAUUCGAUAGAGCUUUGAAAGCACUGCCUAUAACUCAGCAUGACAGGAUAUGGAGGGUCUAUCUGAAAUUUGCUGACAGACAUGGCCGUGGAGUUAACGAGACGUGUUUAAGGGUUUAUCGACGCUAUGUCAAGUUUUGCCCCGAGGAUAUGGAGCGAUUUAUUAAAUUCUUGAUUAAAUAUGGAAAUUACAAUGAAGCAGUUUCUGUCCUUGCGGAUAUCAUAAACGAUGACAAUUUUCAAAGCCGCAAUGGCAAAUCAAAGUUUCAGCUUUGGAAUCAAUUAUGUAGCCUUCUUGUAAAACACCCGGACAAAAUCACUUCACUUAAUGCCGACCCUAUUAUUAGACAAGGAAUUUGUCGAUACACUGAUCAGGUAGGAGUUCUUUGGAAUUCAUUGGCGGAUUACUAUAUUCGAAGUGGUAACCUUGCUCGUGCUAGAGAUGUUUAUGCUGAGGCGGUAACCGCUGUAUUGACAAUCCGCGACUUCACCCAAGUUUUUGAUGCAUAUGCUGAAUUUGAGGAAUCCAUUACCAAGGCUCGAAUGGAGUUUGUAGACAAGGCAGAAAUUGUCCUUCAUGAAGAUGAACUUGAGGUUGAGCUAUGUCUCGAAAGACUUGAGUCACUAAUGAAUAAGCGCCCACUCUUGCUUAAUAGCGUUUUGUUGCGACAAAAUCCUCACAAUGUAUCAGAUUGGCUCAAACGCGUCGAGCUCCUUGAAAAUGAAGGUCCUCAUGAACAAAUAUCUGCCUUCAUGGAAGCAAUAAGCUCUGUUGAUCCAGUCAAAGCAACUGCUGGUCGUCCCUCAAGCCUCUGGAUUGAGCUAUCCAGACUAUACGAAAAAUAUAAACAGCUUUCUGAUAGUCGAGUAGUGCUAGAAAAGGCCACGGGCGUUGCUUUUCUACACGUGGAUGAUCUUGCCAACAUUUAUUGUGAAUGGGCCGAGAUGGAAAUUCGCCAUGAGUAUGUUUUACAGUAA
Messenger RNA from Protopolystoma xenopodis, 1002 nucleotides. Lineage: Eukaryota; Metazoa; Platyhelminthes; Monogenea; Polystomatidea; Polystomatidae. The record is from the annotation of a GenBank genome assembly.